Molecule: messenger RNA, 787 nt
Organism: Bradysia coprophila
Lineage: Eukaryota; Metazoa; Arthropoda; Insecta; Diptera; Sciaridae
Biological process (GO): chitin catabolic process; cell wall macromolecule catabolic process
Molecular function (GO): chitinase activity
Source: RefSeq, a predicted model, not a curated record
UUGGAGACUUCAGUCUUGGAAUAUUUUCAGACAAAUCACUUUACUUGAGUACAUCGAUAAUAUAGUUGUAACAAUGCUAAUACAAAUAUUAGCUGUCGUAGGACUCUUGGUAGUUCCAUCACACCAGCAACUUGUUAGUUGGCAAGAGUUUUCGAACGCUGUCACUAUCCAUGGAUUCCCAGUGCCGCAACAAAUCCAAUACACUACCUUCUUGCAAGGUCUACCUCUUGGUGGAAUUACAAACAGACAAGAGGCAGCAAUGGCUUUAACUCAAUUCUUGCAUGAAAGUGGUGGUCUGAGAUUUAGACGAGAAAUCGCAUGCGAACACACUGGCUGUCCUGAACAUUACCGCACUCCCGGAUGCGAUGCACCUGGUCAAUUUUACUUCGGCAGAGGAUACAUUCAACUAACAUGGUGCGGCUAUAACUAUCUACCAUUCUCUUUGAGCCGUUUCGGUGACGAUCGCUUGAGAUUGAAUCCGGAUUUAGUAGCAAGUGAUGAGCAAUUGGCUUGGGAUUCCGCAUUCUGGUUCUGGAGGCAAAACGUACACAAUUUCCCUGGUGUCCAACAAGGUCAUUUCGGUGCAACAACACGUGCUAUCAAUGGAAAUCUAGAGUGCAACAAUCCAGGUGGUCAUCAUCUCGCUAGAAUUCGUUUCGCAAUGUACGGUAGAGUGAGAAGUCAAUGGGGACUUCCCGGACCGGGAAUUGAAACUGGCUGUUACAACUAAUUGUUUUUGAGUUCUGAAGUGACAAUAAAACAUUAUAUUCAAUUGCAUCGCGUCAAA